CUGGAGAGAAACAGCGAUGAAAGGGGGCACUUCUUCAUCUGCAGAAAAAACACUAAAACUCUGCAGGAGGAGGCAGGAGAAGAAGCGGUUUUUACCGCUUUGGUAGCUAUGGACAAUGACGACUGCAGCGUGAAGGAGAACGGUGACUGUGAGGCGGCUCGGCUAAACAAUGACAUCAGCAUUAGCUCUGGCAUAAGCCCCGCCCCUGGACUGAGGAAAAAGCAGCUGCUGUGGCAAAGCGCCGUCAGAAACAUUAUUGACCAGCACAACCUGUACUCGCUCAAGCUCGCCGGCGGGCUCGAGAGGGGGAGGCACCGCAUCACGGUCACCGACGCCUACAUAGCUGAAAUCAACAGGCAGAUUCGUAACAAAGCAUCCCGGGGUGCGUUCUGGCAGAAACGACGCUCAUCUGCUGCUCGCGUCCAUCCAACAACGCCAAAAAUCUCAGUGCCAAUCGGUAUAAAACAAGACUCUCUCACUGACGCUGACUUCUUCGUGUCCCGGGGGGCAACAGUGCGAGGCGUCGUCAUUCCCACGCUGCAGCACACGUUCAAGUCUCCAGACCUGGAGAGGGUCUAUCAGCAGUUUUCGUCUGGUCAGAGAAGAAUGUCGCUCAUCGUCACCAACGUCAUAGACAUCCUGACACGGCUGCUCAUCCUGAUGCUGACGUGGCCGUCCGGGUGGUGGGGCGUGGCCUGUGAUUGGCUGGCUGGCCUUUCUGUCAUCCUGUGGGCGGGGAUCUGCAUGCUGGCCUUGACAAGGAGGGAUGUGAUGUCAUCUCCACAGUGGCUAAGGUACCUGUCCGUGGUCAGCUGGUUCUCUCAGACCAUUCAGGUGUUGGUGGGUGUGUUCAGCUGGUCGGAGAAUGAUCACUCCUGGUACGUCUUCUUCUGCCUGUUCUCCACCCACACCUUGCUGCCCCUUCCCCUCCUCUGGUCCAUCAUCGCCGGGGCAACCACCUCCAUCCUGCACCUGCUGCUGGACGUCUGCUGUCACUAUGGCAACCAAGCCUUCAUCACUAAGGUGUUGUCCAAAGCCCUGCUGUACCUGGCCAUGAACACAGCCGGUCUCUUCAUCCACUACCUGUCAGAUCGAACUCAGAGGCAGUCCUUCCUAGAGACGCGGCGCUGCAUUGAGGGGCGAGUGAGGCUGGAGAGAGAGAACCACAGACAGGAGCGUCUGGUCAUGUCCAUCCUGCCUCGGUUCCUGGUUCUGGAGAUGACAGCUGACAUGGCGUCCAUGGAAGACUACCUUCUGCCCCAGCAGUUUCACAAGAUCUAUGUCCACCACUACAAAGAUGUCAGUAUCCUGUUUGCUGAUAUCAUUGGCUUCACAUCCCUGUCUUUGGUCCUGUCAGCACAAGAACUCGUUAAAACUCUUAACGAGCUGUUUGCACGCUUCGAUCGGCUGGCUGAGGAGCAUCAGUGUCUGCGUAUAAAGAUCCUUGGGGACUGUUACUACUGCGUGUCUGGUGUCCCAGAGCCUCAGAGAGGCCAUGCUCGCUGCUGCGUGGAGAUGGGCCUCAGCAUGAUCAACACUAUACGGUAUGUGCGCCGCGAGAUUCAGCAGGAGGUGGACAUGAGGAUCGGUGUUCAUUCUGGUUCGGUGCUGUGUGGCGUCCUGGGUCUGCAGAAAUGGCAGUUUGACAUUUGGAGCUGGGACGUCGACAUCGCCAACAGUCUGGAGGCAGCAGGAGUGCCAGGGAGGAUCCACAUCUCUCGGGCGACUCUAGACUGUCUUGGCGGGAUCUAUGAGACAGAGGCGGGGAACGGCCAAGACCGAAAUGAGUUUCUACGGAAACACAAUAUCGACACGUACCUGAUUCGUCCUGCCACAAAAGAGGAGGCGGAGCCACCCAGAGCGAGACGGCCGAGUUAUGAUGAGAUGACGACGUGGAGCGCCGAGCUGCCGUUUGGAGACAUCCUGGGGAUGAACUUUAUCCUCGCCACCUUCACUAACGGCUCCCUGACCCAGCUGCCCAAUCAGAUCUCAGUGCAGCGCUCCGGUUCCAGGGAGGUGAACAAGAGGAUCUGUCAGGCCAUCGAGGUCCGCAGCAGCGAGCGGAUGAGGAAGGAGCACAUCACCACCUUCACCCAGGUGUUCAAGGACUCCCAGAUGGAGGGAAAGUACUCCCAGAUGAGAGACGAACUCUUCAAGUCCAACAUGGUUUGUUCCUUCAUCCUGCUGCUGCUGCUGAUGGCUGUGCAGGCGCUGAUCCCCGCCCCCAGGUUGCUGCUGAUGGUUGCUCAGUUCAUCGUCUGCAUCAGCGUCUACUUCCUGCUCCUGCUGCUGACUCUGGGGGAGGAGUUUAAGCGUUGCCCCGCCCCUCUACAGUCUCUCUGCUGCUGGAUUCACGAGACCAAGUCGGCCCGCACGCUGCUCACGCUCACCGCCAUCGCCAUCAACUUUGGAGUCGCCUCCUCCGACAUCCUGUGGUGUGAUUCGUCAGAGUCUCACAUCAACAGCAGUGACUUUGUGUUGGCUCCGCCCCCCUCCACCUGGCCGGACAUCAACAUCUGCACACAUCCAGAGUACAUGGUGCUGAGUGGGGUUGUUGCCAUGGUAACCUGCGCGGUGUUCCUCAGGCUGAGUUGUGUGUUGAAGCUCGCUGUUCUCCUGCUGGCCGCCGCCCUCUACACCUACCUGAUAGAGACGCACAGGUCUCAUCACCUGUGCAGGAAUGGCGUCUGUGUGGUCCUCAUGGUCAUGUUCAUGGUCGUCCUCCUCUACAACAGCAGACAGCUGGAGGCGACGGCUCGUCUAGACUUCCUGUGGCGCCUGCAGGCGAGGAAGGAGGUGGAGGACAUGAAGGAGCUGAGGGAGCACAACGAGUGUCUGCUGCUCAACAUCCUCCCUGCCCACGUGGCUCAGCACUUCCUGGAGAGAGACCGUAAUGACGAGGAGCUCUACUCUCAGUCCUACGAUCGAGUGGGCGUCCUCUUCGCCUCCCUGCCCGGGUUCUCCGACUUCUUUGAGCAGAAGGAGUUGGUUCAUCAGCGCAUCGAGUGUCUCCGCCUCCUCAACCACAUCAUCAGCGAUUUUGACGAGCUGUUAGAUGAAUGUUUCUUCCAGGAGGUGGAGAAGAUUAAAACCAUCGGCAGUUCUUACAUGGCAGCGUCUGGACUCUCACCUGAUGGACAGGACUACGAGGACGUUUGGCAUCACCUCAGUGAGCUGGUUCUGUUCGCUUUGGCCAUGCAGGAAACGCUCAAACACAUCAACACACAAACAGGAAAUAACUUCCAGCUACGAGUCGGUAUCGCUCAUGGCCCGGUGAUCGCCGGCGUCAUCGGUGCCACCAAACCUCAGUAUGACAUCUGGGGUCUGACGGUAAACAUGGCGAGCAGGAUGGAGAGCACGGGAGUCAACGGGAGGAUUCAGGUUCCAGAGUCCACCAGCUGUAUUCUGAUGGAGCGAGGCUUCCUACGGCAGCUCAGAGGGAACAUUUACGUCAAAGGCAUCAGUGAACGGCACGGAAAGGUCCGUACGUUUUUUGUGAGCAGUCGUGAGGAGCGGUCCAGUUUCCUGGAACGUGGCGGUGGGCGGGGCUUCAGUAUGAACAGGAACACGUUGGGAGCGGUGGUCUACAGUUUGGUCCAGGCCAGGAAGAGAGAGAAACUGAUGGAGGAGAAUGGAGGCUUUCACCUGGUCGAGGCAUCCUAGGAGGAAGCGUCCCAGGAUUUUUGUAAUGCCACUCAGCUAGUUGCCGCCAGCCUCCUCUUCGUUCUGGAUUUGCUGUGCUUCAGAUGUCGUGCCAACUGGAACGCUGGACUCAGACCCUUGUGGGGUGUCUGAUCCAAUCAGCAGAUGGAAUGCAGGGACCAGCAGGGGGCGCUGUUUGAUCAGACAAAGAACCUUCACUGCUGUUUUUUUAAAGACUUUUUAGCUCACAUUUGUUCUAACAACUGGAUCUUCUAGAACUUUUUUAAUCUAAAGAUGAUGGACUGAGUAUUUCUUAGUUCUAAUAUCAGGAUGUAAGGAGACAGAACAUUCCUGAUUAUACCUCACACCUCAGCAGCUAAUAUCCUCCUCCUCACUGUCUUAAACAUGUGUGCAUAUGUUUGUUUACUUAUGAUCACCAGCUCUACCUACAGGAAUCAUUAUGAAGGAAAGGCCAGCUUUAUAUGGAGGCCCACUUCCACAUGAAUCUGUCUGUGAGGCAGGGUUUUGCAUUUAAGCUGCACCAACAUAAACCAUGUAGGAGUGUUUCUAUAUUUCCCUUUAGAUGUGAUAAUAAUGUGAACUGUUGAAGCAGAAUUAAUGAAGCUUUAGAGGUGAAAUAAAGAGCAGAGCGCUACGACCCUCUCACUGUUCAUGGCUGCUCUUUAUUUGUCUGGUUAAAUAUUAAUCUGGCUGAUAACGCCGUCAGCAGCUGUUCAGAUGAUUUAUUUUCUCACAGUAUUUCAU
This is a messenger RNA of Cheilinus undulatus (humphead wrasse), 4407 nucleotides long. Its product is annotated as adenylate cyclase type 8-like. Lineage: Eukaryota; Metazoa; Chordata; Actinopteri; Labriformes; Labridae. The record is from RefSeq and is a predicted model, not a curated record. Gene Ontology annotation, cellular component: plasma membrane. Gene Ontology annotation, molecular function: adenylate cyclase activity. Gene Ontology annotation, biological process: intracellular signal transduction; cAMP biosynthetic process; adenylate cyclase-activating G protein-coupled receptor signaling pathway. The coding region runs from base 109 to 3663 and encodes 1184 amino acids. The transcript has 24 exons.